Messenger RNA from Pungitius pungitius (ninespine stickleback), 7881 nucleotides. It is a transcript of the gene znf827, whose product is annotated as zinc finger protein 827. The transcript is spliced from 14 exons. The record is from RefSeq and is a predicted model, not a curated record. Gene Ontology annotation, biological process: positive regulation of transcription by RNA polymerase II. The coding region runs from base 347 to 4870 and encodes 1507 amino acids. NCBI's taxonomy places the organism in Eukaryota, Metazoa, Chordata, Actinopteri, Perciformes, Gasterosteidae. Gene Ontology annotation, cellular component: nucleus.
CGCGUGUGCGUGUGUGUGCGCGCGAGCGACCGCGUGUUUGUACGCGUGCGUGCGCGCCCGCGCGCGUGCGUGUGGCUGCUCUGCUGUUGCUGCCCUUUGAUCCCUGCAUUAGUGUUAGUUAGGGGCUCGGAGACACACUUGCACCGAGAGCAGCCAUAGUCAAGACACGGCAACAACAACAGCGGCACCUCCUCCGCCCGUGUUCCCGACCGUACACUUUAGACCGAGCGGAGCCAGGUGCACGACCGAGUCCCUGCCAUCACUGGCGCCUCCGGUCUCAAUGGGAAAAACCUUUUUUCUUCUUAUCCCUAAACAAGGACGAGAAUGUGAUUAAAAACGGGGGAAAAUGCCAAGGAGGAAGCAGGAGCAACCCAAGCGCCUGCCUUCACAUGUGGACAGCAACGAUGAAGGAGGGCCCGAUAAUGUUCCUGUGGAGGAAGAAGGCUGGUUUGGGAAUGCUUCUGACACGCGCUCAGAGUCGUCUUCCUACGGAGACACGCAGGAAGAACUCCUCCUGGCCAGGGGCUCCUCACCCGAUGAACAGCCUGGAAUCAGCAUCGCGGACCACGAUACCUGCGGGGGCGAGAGCUCCUUGGGUUGCCCCACACCCGUCCAUCGUGCCUCUUUGGAACUUCUCGGACUGGAUGGAGGUGCAUUCUCGGCCCAGGACACGCUCUCUUCUGUGGUGUCGUCACUGUACGGCGAGGCAGCAUCUCGUGCCCUGGGAAAACCCCUCAGCAGCAACCUGCGGCGCCUCCUGGAGGCCGGGUCGCUGAAACUCGACACCGGGGAGCUGCUGGGUCGGUCAUCGAGGGGAUGCGCUGGGGGGGAGUCUCCUCCAAUAGGCCUCGCCCCGCCUCUGACCCUCUCCCCGUCUUCCCACCACGCCCAGCAGUUAAGUGCUCUUGCCCGAAAACUGGCCAAUAACAACAACAACAGCAGCAGCGGGGCGGCCUCGCCCGCCUCCUUGGCACCCUCAGUCACCAACAUUAAGCAAGAGUCCCUUGAUCCCUUUAACUCUGUCACCCCUAGCAACGGCGGUGGCUUUGUAUGGGCAGGUGUUGCAGAUAAGUGGCCGCCGGCCAGCUGCUCCACGCCCUGUGGCUCCAGCCUGUCCCCGGACUCCGCCAUCCAGAAGUUAAAAGCGGCGGCGAAUGCCGUGCUUCAAGACAAGAACGCCGUGGCCUCGUCCUCAACGACUUCUUCCUCCUCCUCCUCCACCUCCGGCUCGUCUGCGGUGCCCGGCCUCGGAGGGGGCGGUCGAGGAGACGACGUGGUACGCUUCGAUGCCUUCAGCUCUCCGUUCAGCCCACAGUCGGCUAGCUCCACCCUCGCGGCGCUUUCCAAGAAAGUCAGCGAGCGGAGCCAAACGUCGUCAACGACCAGCGCUGCUACCGACCAUCAGUCCUCGGGUUCCUUCCUCUCGCUUGUGUCAAUGACCUCCUCUGCUGCCUUGCUCAAAGAGGUGGCAGCCAGGGCAGCGGGAAACCUGCUGGCAGAGAAGAAAGACGGUUCCUUGUUGGCGACUGCUGGGGUCCUCCAAGAGGAUGUGAAGCCCCUGAUGGACAAGAACCAGAGGGCUCCCACGCCCUCUACACCCACCCAGAGCCUCGAUUUGCUGUUGCCCUCUACUCCAAAGAGCAGAGGCAAACCCAACAGCCAAGCAGGCUCUCCCGAGGAUGGUGGCAAACCGUUCCAGUGUCCUGUGUGUGGACUGGUCAUCAAACGCAAGAGCUACUGGAAGAGACACAUGGUCAUCCACACAGGCUUGAAAAGCCACCAGUGUCCCCUGUGUCCCUUCCGCUGUGCUCGCAAAGACAAUCUUAAGUCCCACAUGAAGGUACAUCAGCACCAGGACCGGGGUGAGACGUUUCAGUGCGAACUCUGCCCCUUCACCUCCUCCCGUCACUUCAGCCUGAAGCUUCACAUGCGCUGCCACCAGCACUUCCCCCGCACAGACGUCAAGGUGAAGGAGGAGCUCACCACCGAUACGGAGGGCGAGGGCUCCCUGAUGGGGGACAGCGGCCCCACGGACCUGAGAGGGACGGAGGUGUCCCCGCUGCACUCGGACAGCCAGCUGCAGACGUCCUCCCCGGUCGAGGCUUCUUCCAAUCACGUCCACAUCAAGGAGGAGCCCCAGGAGAGGGAUCUGUCCGUGCUCUCCACCUUUAGCAUGUGCAGGGACCGUCCCCGCAGCAGUGCCAACUCCCUGGACCUACCUGGAGGCGGGGUCAGAUCCAGUCCUAGCGGCCCAACCACAGCCUCCCUCUUCAGCCCGGACAUCACUACCAAGACGGCCACUGACCUCCUUAUGAAGCUUUCAGCGGCCAAUCAGAGGGAGUCGCUCAAGUCUCCGUUCCACCUGAAGGAAGAGCCCAAGGGGGAGGAGGUGCUGAGCCCUCGGCCAUCCUCCCAGAGCCAGGUGCAGCCAAGCUUCCCUGCUACUUUCUGCCAGGACAGGCCACUGGGGGCUGCGGCAGCCACGGAGCGCCCGGGGCCACUGAAGCCGAGGGACGGAAGUCCCAUGGCCAAGAACACCUUGCUGAACCACGACAUCAACCUUAAGGUGGCGUCUGAGCUGCUCAUUAAGCUAUCAGAGAACAACAAAGAUCAGUAUCAGAAGGUGAAAGUAAAGCCAGAGCCCAUGGAGGUGGACCCUCCCCCUGCUGAACUCUCUCCACCUGCCUCUCACCUGCGGGCCUGCAGCACUUUAAGUGCGAGUGAGAAGACCGAGCCAAUGAGUAACCUUCUAGAGACAUUGGCCCGCCCCCAGAAAGACCUGUUCUCCCAGGACAUAUCGGUCAAAAUGGCCUCCGAACUACUUUUCAAAUUGUCAGAAAAAGUCAGCAAAGCCAACUACCACAAAGACAGUAACAUGGUGGGAAUGAACAGUCCGUUUCUGGACGAGUGCUUCAGACAAUCACCCUUUAACUCGCGCUCCAAGAGCUCUUCCCCCGCAGAACCCAGCUCGUCUACCAGGGCACUGUUCCAUGACUCUGAGAAGGACGACGGGGAGCCGGGAAACGGGGUCGCGCCGUGGCGACUAAACGAGCAGCUCUUCCCCUGUCCCGUCUGCGGCAAAGUGUUCGGCCGACAGCAGACGCUCUCCAGGCAUCUGUCUCUGCACACGGACGAGAGGAAGUACAAGUGUCACUUGUGUCCUUAUGCAGCCAAGUGCAGGGCUAACCUCAAUCAGCACCUGACCAUCCACUCUGUGAAGCUGGUCAAUACCGAUGCUGAGCAGAUAGUCAGCGCUGUUACAGCAGAGUCCGCUGAGCGCAAGAACUGCCCCUACUACUACAGCUGCCAUGUGUGUGAUUUCCAGACGGAGCUGAACGCUCAGUUUGUCAGCCACAUGUCGCUCCAUGUGGACAAGGAGCAGUGGAUGUUCUCGCUGUGCUGCAGCGUCUGUGACUACGUCUGCAUGGAGGAGAGCGACAUGAAGAGCCACAUUAGCACUGGACACGCAGGUCUGAGCUCCAGAAGUCCCCUCAGCGAGACCAAGAGCACGUCUUCUUCCCUCUCGGCCCUCAGCGACUCGCUCAACAGCUCGGAGGGCGGGGACCUCACCCACGGCAACGAAGAGCUCCGGGGCCUGCUGGCCCUGCCCUCCUCCGCGGGAAGCCAGUCCAGCUCUGGAAGCCACUCGGGAUCAGGGACUGAGGACAAGUCCGACAAAGGCUUCGAGUGUGUCUUCUGCAAUUUCGUGUGCAAGACGCGUGGCAUGUACGAGCGGCACCUCCAGAUCCACCUCAUCACGCGGAUGUUCGAGUGCGACGUCUGCCACAAGUUCCUGAAGACGCCCGAGCAGCUGCUGGAGCACAAGAAGUGCCACACUGUCCCCUCCGGAGGGCUCAAGUGCCCUUUCUGCAUCUACUCCACCAAUCGCCCAGCGGCCAUGGAGUGCCACCUCAAGACGCACCGCAAGAUGGAGCACCGCUGCCGCAUCUGCCAGGGACUGUGGCCGGACCAGGCCUCAUUGGAGGCCCACAUGCGCGGGCACCGCCUGGGCAACCACUACAAGUGUGAGCAGUGUGGCUACUUGUCCAAGACGGCCAACAAGCUGAUCGAGCAUGUGCGCGUGCACACGGGCGAGCGGCCCUUCCACUGCGACCGCUGCUCCUACAGCUGCAAGCGCAAGGACAACCUCAACCUGCACAAGAAGCUGAAGCACGCGCCGCGCCAGACUUUCGGCUGCCGAGAGUGCCCCUUCACCACCACACACCCCUUCGUCUUCAGCCGCCACCUCAAGAAACACCAGGGCGGAGCAGCGGGGGGUCCGGACGGAGGCGUGGGAGGAGGAGGAGGAGGAGGAGGUGAGCAGGGGGGGGAGGCGGAGGAGGAGGAGGAGGCAGAGGAGGAGGAGCUGCCGCUCCGGGGAGCAUCGCCGGGGGUCUCUUCGCCGCUUAAGAGCGUCCUGUUGAGCAGCGGGGGGAGCGGGGGCAGCAGCCCCCUGGUGAGCCUGACGGCGUCCCAGGCGCUCCAGUCCGUCGCCCUGUCGCUCGCGCUCGGCAAGCGCCGCCGGCCGGACGCCGCCGGCGCCCUGCACCGCCUGGCCGGCGCCAACGGCGAGGGCGCCACCGGCAGGGAGCCCGGCGGCCCCUCCCUCUACCCCCCCUCCUCCCGCCACGUGUUCGAGCAGUACGGGAACUGCGACCGGGCGCGCCUGAUCCCCCUCACCACCCUGUUCACCCACAACCGCCGCUUCACAUUCCGCCCGCAACUCCACUCCAGGCGGCGGCCCGCCACGCCUCCUCCUGGCUUCUCCUCUGGCUCGGCGUCGCCCUCGCGCUCCCCCCCCACGCCCUCCUCCCACAAACACUCCUUCCUGGCCUACCUGGGACUGAUGGAAAGGGCCAAGACUGUUUGACCCCACCCACCACCUCCUCCUCCCCCUCGCUCUCUCCCUCACUCCUCAGACGGUGGUGUGAACUGACACUUGACCGUCUUUUCCAAUCAGACCAGCAGGAUAAGCUGGAGCGGGCAAACGUAUUGAAGAAAAGAAAAACAUUUAUAAGAGAAAAAGGCUGUACAUGCUAAAAAUGCAUUUAUAUCAAAAAGCUGCUUUUCCUAUCAGUUCUAUCGAUUGAAUUAUUACUUCUUCAACUACUACUCUCUAUUACCUGUUUUGUUUUGAAUGACUUGGACCCAGUUGCAUUUUCUGAGGAGACGUUUCUCAGUUUUAUAGAUAUUUUUCUUUAGUCGUUUGACGAGAUAAAAAGACUAAACAAAACUUGCAAGUGCUAUAAUUUAGUGCAUUUGUGUCUAUCGCUAUUAUGCAUCGAAAUAGCAUGCCUGUGUUUCCACCAUCUUCGACGUCAUUAGGAAGCUGAGUUGGAGAGAUUCGGAGGCGCUAGCGGACAGAACUAAUGAAACGGAAUCCUUCUCACCGUAAAAAGGCCCGUUUCCAAAGCAACGCCUAAAACCACGCACUUACUUAUUUAUCAGUCUUGUAAAUAGUUUUGUAGCCCCUCCCCUUCCCAUCUUUUCCAUUUCUGUUGUUUUUUUGUACAAUGGUGAAACCAUAUUAUGCAUAGCUGCUGCCUGAUAUCACCUCUGUCUCGGAAUAAAUAUAAUUUAAAGGAGUUAUACUAGCUAAUUGAAAUAGUUUUUUUUUUGUAAGGUCGCCAAGCAGAACAUAAGUUGUGAUAAUAAUGUAAAUAAUGAAAUUCUGACUUAUGACAAGAAGCAUUAUACAUUUAUUGUUAAUAACUUGAUUUAGAUAGAAGUGUAAAAUGUUGACUGAAUUUGCACUCACGAGUGGGAUGAGCAGUGAAAUAAUGAGAAACCUUCAUCAAUUAUUUCUGAGACCGGGUGGGAAUCAGUGCAGCUUCACAUGCAGAACUAUGUAUGACGCACCUAUACUUAGAGAAGACAAAUAUGAGAUAACUGUUUUGUGGAGGUGACCAGCGCCGGGUUAGCAAGCUACCCACAGCCAGCGUCACCACAGGCCGAUUCAAUGGUGCUUUUUGGAGCUUUUUGUAAUUUUUGUGUACAAAAAAAAAAGAAAAGAAAAUAACUGUUCCAAAAUGACUUGAAUGAAUGUAUUUUUGUUUAUGUACAUGAAAAAGAAGCGAUACAGAAGUGUAAGCAGGGACGUCUUCUGUGCUGGAACAGACAGGAAAAGUCGGUGUGUUUGGUGGCCUUCUGUGUCCCUUUUCUUUUUGUCUUUUCAUUUUUAUUUUUCUUCACUUUUUUUACUGAGCCUUUUAUCAUAACAAACACAUUUUCUACUAACGUUCACCGAGAACCCAUCGUGAAAUACAAGCUCCCGUAGGUGCAAAUAUGAAGCAAAGCCAUUCACAUGUACAGCAUUGUUUUCAAUGGCACUGGCUUCUGCAUGCCGGUACUGCCCCCCCCCACCCCCCCCCCCGCCCCAAAAGCUCUUUUCAACCUUUUUGAGUUUUAAUUGCACUUAACAGUUACACUUCAAGCCAAAAGCACUUAAACCUUGUCUUUUUUUCUUUUCUUUUUUAAGGCGCAAUCUUGGAUCCACCAAGUUAGCACAGCGUGACGUGGACAGUAGUUGCUGGAAAUGAGUCAACAAUCAUCAAGCCGUAGUGUCACAUGUGAGCGUUUCUAGCAGGUUCAAAAGGGCGUAAAUUAAAACACAUUGCAUGAAUUAGCCAGUUUAGGUCAAGUUCUCCCUGGGAACUAAAGGUCCCAGGCUAAAUUGUGGGAGCCAGUUUUGCACAGUGCUGCACUUUUUGAUUAAGAGAAUAUGUAUUUAUCUGUAACAUUUUCAAAAACAAGUAUGUUUUGCGUGACAGAGCAGUAAAGUACAAGCAUUUUAUUUUGAAAAAGCUUUACCCAUUAUCUACAGUGCUUUUGUUUUUAAGUGGUCUUCAAGCCAAAUCUCUUAUUGUUAAGAGAUUAUUUUUUUCAUUUGUUCUCCUUGUUGCUUUUUUUUUUUUUUUUUUUAACUUUAAUCGUAUCAGAAAUACGUAGAUUGGACAGAGAACACGAAUUGUCGAGACCAAAAUGUAACACGGAUGUGAUGUUAGGAUCGAAUCCGUCACUUCCUGUUCUCGAGGGAGGCCUCGAUUGUCCCUCUUAACACUACUGUUUGUUUGUUCCUUUUUGCUCUGUCAAUGUCCGGCAUGCUGUGUCUCACACACACACACACACACACACACACACACACACACCCCCUCCUUGUACUAUCUACGUUAUCUUUUAUACUCUAGUGCCACUUGGUGGAAAGAAACCACCUGAGACUUCUGAGAAUGAGUCAAACUAAUUGUCAGGGUCCAAAAGAUAAAAAAAAUAAUAAUGUGUCCGAUCUUUUUAAAGCGCCUGCCUUUUUAUUACAUCUUAAUCAUAAACGGCUGCACUUCUUUAUGUCCCACCUGUUUGGAGUGUAAUGUUUAAAAAGGCAACAUGUUUCUAUCCUUCCUUUCUAAAGCCAAUAUUCUGAAGCACUUAUUGAUUAUUUUUGCCCAAUUGUGAGCAGCACAGCUUUUCUUUUUAUUUCUUUUUUAUUUUUAAGCUCAACUACCUUUUCAGCACUUGGGAUUUUGCAUGCCAUUGCCCUCUCUAGUUCUUUGAAACAAAGUCCCCUGGUUGCGUUUGGCUGGCAUCCCUCUGCACUGUCUACAAUCAGUUUGCUUUAAGUUUGGCUGUAUUUUAGGAUUCCAAAAGGCUCGGCUAUGUUAUCUUUUGGCACUCGGUAAAGAUUGGUAUGUGCUGUACAAAGCUUUUUUUUUUUUUUUUUAUUACUCCAUUGUUAAGGCUGUACAGGGUUGUGACGAUAACUGGUAAAUAGAUCAUUUGUACUUUUUUGGUUUUGUAUUUGUUUUUCUUUGUUUGGCAUUAUUUUAUGUUCAACUUGCCAGGUCUAAAUGUAACAGGAUUUGAAAGUAAAGCUUACAUCAGAUAUUA